CGGCAUAGGUAUAAGACGUGCGAGUUACCCUUAAAUUUUUUAUAAUUUUAUGCCGUAAGUUGGACACCGAGCUACUAAAUCUAUGAUUAUACAAUUGCAACAAAUACUGAAGAAUAAAAGGACAUCAUAAGUUUCACCAAGGGGUGUAAGAAAACCCUAGAAAAUGUCCGAAUCACCAAGCAUGCCCGAUCCGGAUGACGACAUGGAAGAGUCCUUAGUGAUUGAUGAAGAUGCGGGAGCAACUCCUACUAAAAAGGGCAAAAAGAGGAAGGCAAAGGAACCAAAAGAGCCAAAGGAAAGAAAGAAAAGAGGCAAGAAAAAGAAGAAGCAUUUUGGAGAUGAAGAUGAUAUGGUAGAGUUCAACAGUGACACAGAUCUCAGUGGCCUCAUGGGGAAUGACACCGACUACACUCCAGAACCUGCGCCAAAGAAGAAAAAACGGACACCCAAGCCUAAACCAGCACCUCCGCCUGCUCAGGUAUAUUUUUGGAAAGUUAAACAUGCAAGAUUUUAUAUGUGUCUAAACCAAAGAUCCAAAUAAGAAAAUAAGAUGGCAGAUUUAAUUAAAUUUGAUUAAUUCAACCUAAUAUCCUUUCAGUAUAACAAUGUUCGAAUUUUAUGUCAUUAAAGGUUCAAGUAAAGUGAGAAUGCAUGGAAAUGCUGAACUUUACUCUAAAUGUAUCUGUUGAUGUACUACAAAUGUAUCUGUUGAUGUACUGCAAAUGUAUCUGUUGAUGUACUGCAAAAGUAUCUGGUGAUAUGCUGCAUAUGUAUCUGUUGAUGUACUGCAAAAGUAUCUGUUGAUGUACUGCAAAUGUAUCUGUUGAUGUACUGCAAAUGUAUCUGUUGAUGUACUGCAAAUGUAUUUGUUGAUGUACUACAGUUGAUGUAUGGUGUGAUGCACUGCAAAUGAAUCUGUUGAUGUACUGCAAAUGUAUGUGUUGAUGUAAUGCAAAUAUAUGUGUUGAUGUACUGCAAAUGUAUCUGUUGAUGUACUACACUUGAUGUAUGGGGUGAUGCACUGCAAAUGUAUCUGUUGAUGCACUGCAAAUGUAUCUUUUGAUGCACUGCAAAUGUAUCUGUUGAUGUACUGCAAAUGUA
Owenia fusiformis is the source of this 1101-nucleotide messenger RNA. NCBI's taxonomy places the organism in Eukaryota, Metazoa, Annelida, Polychaeta, Sabellida, Oweniidae. The record is from the annotation of a GenBank genome assembly.